AGUUUCAGGCCCAUAGUGGAAAUAAUAAAACCCUACAAAAUAAAAGCUGAAAAAUUCACCACUUCUCUUGGCAGAAGCUUCGACCGCGGCGGCACGAUGGGAAUUGAUUUGAUCGCAGGAGGUAAGAGCAAGAAGACCAAAAGGACAGCUCCCAAGUCCGACGAUGUCUACCUCAAGCUUACCGUCAAGCUUUACAGGUUUCUGGUGAGGAGGACACAGAGCAAGUUCAAUGCAGUGAUCUUGAAGAGGCUUUUCAUGAGCAAAGUCAACAAAGCUCCUCUUUCUCUUUCCAGGCUCGUCGAAUUCAUGACCGGCAAGGAAGACAAGAUUUCUGUCUUGGUUGGAACCAUAACUGAUGAUUUGAGGGUACACGAGAUCCCAGCCAUCAAGGUUACUGCCUUGAGGUUCACUGAGAGAGCCAGAGCUCGCAUCGAGAAAGCUGGUGGUGAAUGCUUGACCUUUGACCAGCUUGCUCUCAGAGCUCCUUUGGGACAGAACACUGUUCUUCUUAGAGGACCUAAGAACUCACGUGAGGCUGUUAAGCACUUUGGUCCUGCUCCUGGUGUGCCACACAGUCACUCCAAGCCAUAUGUUCGGUCCAAGGGAAGGAAGUUCGAGAAGGCCAGAGGAAAGAGGAAGAGCCGUGGAUUCAAGGUUUAAGGACCAUUGUCAUCAUCGUCUUUUUAACUUGCUUCUCGACCUUUGUUAUAGAAUCGUGGUUUUUUUGUGUUUGCCUGUUUCAGACAAUAUUUUAAGAUUGUUUCGACUUGAUUAACUUUGUUAUUAUUGCACGUUGUGCUGCACCACCAUGGAUACAACCAAAAAUGACCUUAGUGUUACUUGGUUUAUACGAUACACAAACAUUUUGAUUUGCAGA
This is a messenger RNA of Raphanus sativus (radish), 877 nucleotides long. RefSeq names its product 60S ribosomal protein L18-2-like. The record is from RefSeq and is a predicted model, not a curated record. Gene Ontology annotation, biological process: translation. NCBI's taxonomy places the organism in Eukaryota, Viridiplantae, Streptophyta, Magnoliopsida, Brassicales, Brassicaceae. Gene Ontology annotation, molecular function: structural constituent of ribosome; RNA binding. The transcript is spliced from 5 exons. Bases 97 to 660 code for a protein of 187 amino acids. Gene Ontology annotation, cellular component: ribosome; cytosolic large ribosomal subunit.